Molecule: messenger RNA, 3006 nt
Organism: Volvox carteri f. nagariensis
Lineage: Eukaryota; Viridiplantae; Chlorophyta; Chlorophyceae; Chlamydomonadales; Volvocaceae
Exons: 24
Coding region: 1-3006 (1001 amino acids)
Biological process (GO): carbon fixation; tricarboxylic acid cycle
Cellular component (GO): cytosol
Molecular function (GO): phosphoenolpyruvate carboxylase activity
Source: RefSeq, a predicted model, not a curated record
AUGCAGCUAUCCUCCUUAAAUCAAGGAAGAAUGAACUAUCGUAUCCCAUCUGAGCUUCGAGCUGGUCCAGGACAGUUCCUUACUGGACUGCGUGACGAUGAUAGCCUUCUCCGUCAGGUCUUUUUCUCCAUCCUGCGCCACCAUCAUCCAAAUUUAGCGGCGAAGGUUGAUGUCAUCUACGCCUUGAGCCAGGCGUGGUGCACAAGUCAGUCGGAUUCGGAUUUUGAGCUGUUGGUCAAGUACGUCACGGAUCUUAAACCCGAGGAGCGGAUCUUGGUGGCCAGUUCCUUCAGCCACAUGCUCAACCUGCACAACCUGACCGAGGAGGUCAACAGCAGCCAGAUCGGUCGGGCAGUGCGACUGGGGGAGAUGGACUCGCCCACGCGGGACACCAACCACUCGCUGCUCAAGUUGACCGCGGUCAACGGCCUCACGCCGCAGCAGGUGUACGACACGUUGUGCAACCAGACGGUGGAGCUGGUGCUGACCGCGCACCCCACCCAGGCCCUCCGCGCCAGCCUGCUGAAAAAGUACGCCAUUGUACGGCGGGAGCUGGAUACGCUGCAUUCCAAGCGUAUGAGCGAGUACGAGAAGAUUGAGACGCUGGAGGCUAUUCGUGCUGCCGUACAAGCGGCUUGGCGCACGGAUGAGAUUCGGAGAUCCAAACCAACACCGCAGGACGAGAUGCGGAGCGGUCUGAGCUACUUCUCCACCGUCCUGUUCGACGUGGUGCCCGUGUUCCACCGGCGAGUGGAUACGGCGCUGGAGAAGAUGGGGCUGCCCCGGCUGCCCCUGGAUAAGGCCCUCUUCAAGUUUGGCAGCUGGAUGGGGGGCGACCGCGAUGGGAACCCCAACGUGACUGCUGAAACCACCCGGGACGUGGUGGUGCUGGCCCGGCUGGAGACGGUCAACGCGUACUUCAGACAGGUGGAGAGCCUGAUGUUCGACUUGAGCAUCUGGAGGUGCAGUUCGGAGCUGAAGGAGCUGGCCGAGCGUAUUGCCGCCGCGGAGAGUCGCGAGGCCGCCCGUGUGGCCGAGGAGCGCAAGAAGCGCAACUACGCGGACUUCUGGGCGCCCAUACCCGCCACUGAGCCGUUCCGAGUGGUGCUGUCGCACAUGCGGGACAGACUGUACAACACACGACAGGUAUGUGAAUGUAUAAUGUGUGGGACAGGGGGGCAUAUCUUCACCCGUGGCCGCUACCCGGCCAAACCCUGCCUUCCCCGGUGUUUCGGGACACCCUCAUCCAGUCACCCUAGUCAACUUCUCAGUGGAUCGCUCAGGUUCUGCACCCACCACCGGCAUCCAACGGAAUCUGCCGAAUCGACGGCGGCUCAACUCCAUUCCUGGUCAGCUCGCGAGUCAACUUUAUCCCAGGUCACCACCGUCCAUCAACUAGGGGCACUUUACCUUCCACCAUCGGAAGGAUUUUUCGACCCUUACAGGUUUCGAUCCCGGGAUGGCAGGCGGCCCCUCAUGCCCCCCGGCAUGGACGUGCAUCCCGAUGUGAAGGAGGUGGUGGCGACUUUCAGAAUGCUGUCCGAACUGCCGCAUGACAGCCUGGGCGCCUACAUCAUCUCGAUGGCUAAGACAGCUUCCGAUGUGUUGGCGGUGGUGCUGCUGCAGAGGGAGACGGGCGUGCGCCCCGCCCUCCGGGUGGUUCCUCUGUUCGAGACGCUGGAUGACCUGCACAACGCCCCGGAGACCAUGACCACGUUGCUCAGUAACGACUGGUAUAGGGCCCACAUAAACGGAAUGCACGAGUGCAUGAUCGGCUACAGCGACAGCGGCAAGGACGCCGGUCGCCUGGCUGCAGCCUGGGCCUUGUACGAGACACAGGAGAAGCUGGUGGCUGUGGCGGCUAAGUGGGGGACCCGGCUGGUGCUGUUCCACGGUCGGGGCGGAACCGUGGGUCGCGGUGGCGGCCCGACCCACAUGGCCAUUCGCAGCCAGCCCUCCGGAACCAUCAACGGUCACCUCCGUGUUACGGUUCAGGGGGAGAUCAUCGAGCAGCAGUUCGGUGAGAAGGAGGUUUGCUUCCGUACGCUGGAUCUAUACACAAGUGCCGUACUGGAGGCCGCUCUGGAUCCUUCCCCCGCCCCCAGGCAGGAGUGGCGGGACCUCAUGACCCUGCUGGCUGCCGACAGUUGCGACAUGUACCGCUCUAUCGUAUACCGUACACCGGAGUUUUACGACUACUUUAUGCAGUCCACGGCAGCGAGUGAGCUGGGUCGUCUGAAUAUCGGCUCCCGGCCCAGCAGCCGCAAGCAGGGGGGCAUUGAGACGCUGAGGGCCAUUCCCUGGAUCUUUGCCUGGACGCAGCAGCGCCUGCACCUGCCCGUGUGGCUGGGUAUUGGGGAGGCGCUGGAGAAGGCCGCGGAGAGGGGCUACCAGCCGGUACUUCAGGACAUGUACGCCAACUGGCCCUUCUUCACCUCCACCCUCGACCUGGUAGAGAUGGUGCUGGCCAAGGCGGAUGCCAGGUUGUCCGCCUUCUACGAGCGGACGCUGGUGGAGCCGCGGCUGGCGGACCUGGGAGAGAGGCUGAGGAACCUUUUGUCCAAGACCCAGUCCCACAUUCUGAUCGUCGUCCGCAAGAGCGCGCUGCUGGAGGGCAACACCCCCUCCCAGAUGUCUACUCCCAACCUGGAUGAGAAGAUCCGGCUGAGGAGUCCCUACGUGGCGCCGCUCAACGUGCUGCAGGCUCUGAGUCUCAAGGGCCUCCGAAAGUUCCGGGAGCAGGGACAUGGGGAGUACAAUCCGUCCGACCCGGAGAUCAUCGAUCUUCUGUCCCGCGACCCGCACAAGAAGGGCGACGGCGCACAGCACCCCUACGUGUCCGCGAUGGACGACUGUCUGAUGAUCACCAUCAAGGGCAUUGCGGCGGGUGAGUGGGUGAUAGAGGGGGGGGCGGCGGCUGAAUUGGGGAGGAGAGGGGAAAGACUGAAGAGAGGGAGGGGUAGAGAAGAUGGAUCAGCGGAAGGGAAGGGUACAUAUGGAAUGUAA